This is a messenger RNA of Bufo bufo (common toad), 6248 nucleotides long. RefSeq names its product serine/threonine-protein kinase mTOR-like. Gene Ontology annotation, molecular function: protein binding; protein serine/threonine kinase activity; protein-containing complex binding. The record is from RefSeq and is a predicted model, not a curated record. Gene Ontology annotation, biological process: negative regulation of macroautophagy; protein phosphorylation; TOR signaling. The transcript has 50 exons. The coding region runs from base 15 to 6194 and encodes 2059 amino acids. Gene Ontology annotation, cellular component: nucleus; TORC2 complex; TORC1 complex. Lineage: Eukaryota; Metazoa; Chordata; Amphibia; Anura; Bufonidae.
AUCUCCCAGAAACCAUGAGCCAUCUACUGAGCUGUGUGGGCAGGGAAAAGGAGCGCACCGCGGCCUUCCAAGCUCUUGGACUCUUCUCUGUAGCCGUAAGGUCAGAGAUUCCUGCUUACCUGCCCCAAAUCCUGGAACAUGUCAGAGCCGCUCUGCCUCCCAAGGAUUUCGCUCACAAGAGGCAGAGGUCCGUGCAGGUGGACGCCGCUGUCUUUACUUGCAUCAGUCUGCUGGCUCGAGCGCUGGGUCCCUCCAUCCAAGGGGAGAUAAAGGGGCUCCUGGAAGCCAUGUUGUCCGUUGGGCUGAGGCCGGCCCUAACGGCUGUGCUUUGUGACCUGAGUCGACACAUCCCACAGCUGAAGAAAGACAUUCAAGAUGGACUCCUGAAGAGGCUGUCUCUGGUUCUGAUGCACAAGCCGCUCCAGCACCCAGGGAUGCCUCCAGGCGUGGCACAACAGCUGCCCUCGCCUAGCCUCACUGAUGCCCCUGAUGCCAGCGAUGUGGGCAGCAUUACUUUAGCGCUCCGCACUUUAGGCACCUUUGACUUUGAAGGUCAUUCAUUGACGCAGUUUGUGCGCCACUGUGCCGAUCACUACCUUAAUAGCAAGCACAAGGAAAUUCGGAUGGAGGCUUCAGGCACCUGUUUCCGUCUUCUCACACACUCCGUCCAUGCGGGUCAGACUGGUGUCCAGGUGGUGGCCGACGUGCUCAGCAAACUACUAGUGGUUGGCAUUACAGAUCCAGAGGCGGAUAUCCGCUGCCGUGUCCUGGCGUCCUUGGAUGAACGCUUUGAUACUCACUUGGCCCAGGCUGAGAAUCUUGACGCUCUGUUCAUGGCCCUGAACGAUGAAGUGUUUGAGAUCCGAGAACUGACCAUCUGCACUAUCGGCCGUCUCAGCAGCAUCAACCCUGCCUUUGUCUUGCCUUUCCUUCGUAAGAUGCUCAUCCAGAUUUUGACUGAUUUGGAGCACAGUGGUGAUGGAAGAAACAAAGAGCAAAGUGCGCGGAUGUUAGGACACCUGGUAUCCAAUGCCCCACGCCUGAUCCAACGCUACAUGGAGCCCAUUCUUAAGGCUCUGAUCUCAAAGCUGCCAGAUCCCAAUCCGGCAGUUGUGACCAAUGCCCUGACGACAAUUGGCGCGCUCGCUCAGGCCGGUGGACUAGAGAUGAAGAAGUGGGUGGAUGAACUCUUCCCCAUCAUUCUGGAGAUGUUGCAGGACUCCUCCUCGCUGGCUAAGAGACAGGUUGCCUUAUGGACCCUGGGACAGUUGGUGGCCAAUACGGGAUAUGUGGUGACGCCGUACAUGAAAUAUCCCUCUCUGCUGGAGGUGCUGCUUAAUCUGCUGAAAACUGAGAAAAACCAAAGAAUCCGCCGAGAGGCGAUCCGUGUGCUGGGGCUGUUGGGGGCUUUGGACCCUUACAAACAUAAAGUAAAUAUUGGAGAGAUCGACCCGUCCUUAGAUGCCUCAGCGCUGAGCUUGUCCGAAUCCCCAGCCGAUCAGGACUCUGCUGACGGUAGCACCAGUGAGAUGCUGGUGAACAUGGCGAACCUGCCCCUGGACGAGUUCUAUGCGGCAGUGUCUGUGGGCGCUCUGAUGCGCAUCCUGAAGGACCCGUCUCUGUCCCACCACCAUACCAUGGUGGUGCAAGCCAUCACCUUCAUCUUCGAGUCUCUAGGACUGAACUGCGUGCAGUUCUUGCCCCAGGUGAUGCCCACCCUCCUGAGCCUUACCCGCCUGUGUGGCAGAGAGUUUAUGUUCCACCAGCUGAGGAUGUUGGUUUCCUUUGUGCGGAGCCACAUGCGCCCCUACUUGGAUGACAUCUUUGCCCUGAUAAGAGAUCACUGGACCAUGGAUGACCCCAUUCAGAGCACCAUUAUUCUGCUCAUCGAGCAGAUUGUAGUGGCACUAGAAGGAGACUUCAAGCUUUACCUGCCUUCACUCAUCCCUCAUAUGCUGCGGGUUUUCAAGCACGACCGCAGCGCUGGACGCUCGGUGACCAUUAAGCUUCUUAAUGCGAUACAGAUUUUUGGGGCAAAUCUAGAGGAUUACCUUCUUCUCCUGUUACCACCUAUUGUAAAGCUGUUUGAUGCCCCAGAUCGUCCUUCACAGGCUCGGCAGGUGGCCCUAGAAACAGUGGCUAGAUUGACAGAAUCGCUGGAUUUGACCGAUUAUGCCUCCCGGAUCAUUCACCCCAUGAUCCGUACUCUAGAUGGCAGCCCUGAGCUGAGGCAGACGGCCAUGAACACCCUCUCCUCGUUAGUCCUUCAGCUGCGGAAGAAGUACCAGAUAUUUAUCCCAAUGGUGAACAGGGUGCUGCUAAAGCACAGGAUUCUACACCAGAGAUACCAGGUUCUGAUCUGCAGGAUUUUAAAGGGUUACACUCUUGCAGAUGAAGAUGAGGAUCCACUGAUUUAUCAGCAUCGGACAGUGAAAGGAAACCUGGGAGAGACCUUUUCCAGUGUCCCAUUGGACAGUGGACCUGUUAAGAAGCUGCAUGUCAGCGCCGCCAAUCUACAGAAGGCCUGGGGAGCAGCCGGUAGAGUGUCCAAGGAGGACUGGUUGGAGUGGCUGAGGCGCCUCGGCGUGGAGCUGCUGAAAAACUCCUCUUCUCCAGCGCUCCGCUCCUGCUGGUCGUUGGCCCAAGCCUAUAACCCUCUGGCCAGAGAUCUGUUUAAUGCAGCUUUCCUUUCCUGCUGGUCGGAGCUGAAUGAAGACCAACAGGGGGAGCUGAGCCACAGCAUUGAAUUGGCGCUAACGUCGCAGGACAUUGCCGAGGUUACACAGACGCUCCUGAAUCUGGCCGAGUUUAUGGAGCACAGUGACCAGGGCCCCUUGCCAUUACGAGACGACAAUGGAGUGGUCCUCCUUGGAGAAAGGGCAUCCAAAUGCCGAGCGUAUGCCAAAGCGCUACAUUACAAAGAGUUAGAAUUCCAGAAAGGACACUCCCCCGCAAUACUGGAGUCCCUCAUCAGCAUUAACCAGCAGCUCCAGCAGCCGGAGGCCGCCUCGGGGGUCUUAGAGUUUGCCAUGGAGCAUUAUGGAGAAUUGGAGAUUCAGGCCUCCUGGUACGAGAAGCUCCAUCAAUGGGAGGACGCGCUGGUUGCCUAUGACAAAAAGAUUAAGGUGAAGGACGAUUCGGAGUUGGUUUUGGGACGGAUGCGCUGUCUGGAAGCUCUUGGGGAAUGGGGACAACUUCACCAGCAGUGCUGUGAGAACUGGGACAACGUCAGCGAGGAGGUCCGCACCAAGAUGGCCAGAAUGGCCGCUUCAGCCACGUGGGCAUUAGAAGAGUGGGAUAGUAUGGAGAAAUACACCUGCCUGAUCCCCAGAGAUACCUACGAUGGGGCCUUUUAUAGGGCUGUGCUAGCUCUCCACCAGGAUCUCUACUCGCUUGCCCAGCACUGCAUUGAUAAAGCCAGAGACAUGCUUGAUGUAGAGCUGACCGCAAUGGCUGGAGAGGGCUAUAGCUGUGCCUAUGGGGCCAUGGUCACCUGUCAGAUGCUGUCUCAGCUAGAAGAGGUCAUCCAGUAUAAACUUGUACCUGAGCGUCAGGAGGCUAUUCGUCAGACCUGGUGGGAUCGGCUGCAGGGCUCUCAGCGCAUCGUGGAGGACUGGCAGAAGAUUUUGAUGGUUCAGUCUCUUGUGGUCAGUCCUCAUGAAGACAUGAGGACUUGGCUGAAGUAUGCCAGUCUGUGCAGCAAGAGCGGCCGCCUGGCCCUUUCUCACAAGACGUUAGUGAUGUUACUUGGAGUGGACCCAGCACUGGAGAGAGACCAGCCCUUACCUACAGAUCACCCACAAGUCACCUACGCCUACAUGAAGUACAUGUGGAGGAGAACACGAGAGAUGGAAGCCUUCCAGGAUAUGCAGAAGUUCAUGAGCAGCCUGCAGCUUCAGGCCCAGCAUGUGGCUGAUGAGCCGCUGCAGAGACUUAUGGCCAGGUGUUUCUUGAAGCUCGGGGAUUGGAAGCUGAGCUUGGAAGGCAUUAAUGAGCGCACAAUACCCGAUGUGCUUGAGUAUUUCAGUGCCGCCACUGAACACGACCAAAACUGGUACAAGGCCUGGCAUGCCUGGGCUGUCCUAAAUUUUGAGGCUGUGCUACAUUUCAAGCACCAACACCAACCACAGGAGGAAAAGAAGGUCCGUCGCCCGAGCAAUGCUAGUUCCAGCACCGAAGGAGGGAGCGGGGAGAACAGCCCUGUGCAAAAGAAGCCAUCGGAGGACAUCUCUCAGACGCUCUUACAAUACUCCGUGCCGGCCGUGCAAGGCUUUUUCCGCUCCAUCUCUCUGUCUCGGGGAAACAACCUGCAGGAUACCUUGAGGGUCCUCACGCUCUGGUUUGAUUAUGGUCACUGGCCUGAUGUGAAUGAAGCUCUCGUCGAGGGAACGAAAACCAUUCAGAUAGACACAUGGCUGCAGGUUAUUCCACAGCUCGUUGCAAGAAUAGAUACCCCCAGACCUUUGGUAGGACGUCUCAUCCACCAGCUGCUCACUGAUAUUGGACGAUAUCAUCCACAGGCUCUGAUUUACCCCCUGACCGUCGCCUCUAAAUCUACUACCACAGCACGUCACGACGCCGCCAGCAAGAUCCUGAAGAACAUGUGUGAACACAGUAACACCCUAGUACAGCAAGCCGCGAUGGUGAGCGAGGAGCUGGUGAGAGUUGCCAUUGUCUGGCAUGAGAUGUGGCACGAGGGUCUGGAGGAGGCGUCACGUCUGUACUUUACAGAUAAGAAUGUGGAAGCCAUGUUUGCUGUGCUGGACACCCUUCAUGCUAUCAUGGAGAGAGGACCUCAGACGUUGAAGGAGACCUCUUUUAAUCAGACUUUUGGUAGUUCUUUAAUGAAGGCCCAGGAUCAGUGUCAAAAGUACAAGAAAUCUGGAAAUGAGAGGGAGCUGAUACAGGCCUGGGAGCAGUAUUACGAGGUCUUCAGACGCAUCUCCCAGCAGCUGCCCAAGCUCACCUCCUUGGAGCUCCAGUGUGUGUCCCCUAAACUGUGGACGUGUCGAGACUUGGAAUUGGCCGUGCCGGGAACAUAUCAUCCCAAUCAACCAAUAAUACGCAUCCAGUCCUUCGCGCCCUUACUUCAGGUCAUCACCUCCAAGCAUCGGCCGCGAAAACUAACACUAACGGGGAGCAAUGGGCGUGAGUUUCUGUUUCUGCUGAAAGGACACGAAGAUCUCCGUCUGGAUGAGAGGGUGAUGCAGCUCUUUGGACUGGUCAACACUCUUCUAGCCAAUGACCCAGCGUCUCUGCGGAAAAACCUCAGCAUCCAGAGAUAUGCAGUUAUCCCUCUGUCCACUAACUCGGGGCUGAUCGGCUGGGUUCCUCACUGUGACACACUACACACCCUAAUACGAGACUAUCGCGAGAAGAAGAAGAUCCUCCUGAAUAUCGAACAUCGCAUCAUGCUGAGGAUGGCUCCAGAUUACGAUCAUCUCACCCUCUGGCAGAAGGUGGAAGUGUUUGAGCACGCCAUGAAUAACACCGCUGGGGACGACCUGGCCAAGUUGCUGUGGAUGAAAAGUCCAAGCUCAGAGGUCUGGUUUGACAGAAGAACCAAUUACACACGCUCUCUGGCAGUGAUGUCCAUGGUCGGGUACAUCCUAGGGCUGGGUGACAGACACCCCUCAAACUUCAUGCUGGAUCGACUCAGUGGGAAAAUUAUCCAUAUUGACUUUGGAGACUGUUUUGAGGUGGCCACAACCAGGGAAACGUUUCCAGAGAAGAUCCCAUUCCGGCUAACGAGAAUGUUGACCAACGCUAUGGAGGUAACCGGCCUUGAUGGGAAUUACCGCAUUACGUGUCACACAGUAAUGGAGGUAUUACGAGAACACAAGGACAGUGUCAUGGCCGUGCUGGAAGCUUUUGUAUAUGACCCUCUUCUCAAUUGGAAACUUAUGGACAAAAUGCUGGAGACUGAUGAGCUUGAUGAAACUGCUCAUAACAAGGCCGGAGGUUCACUUCCCGAGUCCAUACACACAUACAUUGGUGAUGGUUUAGUGCAGCCUGAAGCACUGAAUAAGAAAGCCAUUCAGAUUAUGAACAGGGUUCGAGAUAAGCUAACAGGACGAGACUUUUCUGAUGAAGAGACUCUGGAUGUGGUUACACAGGUAGAACUGUUAAUUAAACAAGCUACCGCCCAUGAAAACCUUUGUCAGUGUUAUAUUGGAUGGUGUCCAUUCUGGUAGGAAGAUCGGUGAAGCUGGACUCACAGCAGACAUCAUGGGUCACCGGCCAAUAAA